Messenger RNA from Etheostoma cragini (Arkansas darter), 1645 nucleotides. RefSeq names its product TruB pseudouridine (psi) synthase family member 2 (gene trub2). NCBI's taxonomy places the organism in Eukaryota, Metazoa, Chordata, Actinopteri, Perciformes, Percidae. The record is from RefSeq and is a predicted model, not a curated record. The transcript is spliced from 9 exons. Gene Ontology annotation, molecular function: RNA binding; pseudouridine synthase activity. The coding region runs from base 168 to 1118 and encodes 316 amino acids. Gene Ontology annotation, biological process: pseudouridine synthesis; RNA processing.
CGCGAAUGCGGGAACGUAACACGCAUGCUGUUAAGUCAAGUGGAGUAAAAGCGUACGAAAACAAACUACGGCUGAAAGACAGACUGUCACCCGUAAAAAAACAUCACAAGAGAGGUAACCUAAAAUCAUUUUUCAAGUAACCCAGAGAGCCUGAUGUUACUAAGAUAAUGGCAACUCCAGCUAUUCGAAUGUUUCGGAGGUUAGAGGGUCUGUUUUGUGUGUACAAACCCUCUGGUGUCCACUGGAAACUCGUACGGGACAUCGUCGAGACAAAUCUUCUUAAAGGUUUGAAUGCUACAUCGUCCCAGCCACUUCCUCAGGAGGUUCGCUUCUUGGUACACCCAGUCAGUGAGACUGAAGCACCCAAAGGACUCACAGUGUCUGCAUCCUCCGUGCCAGUACUGGCCAAGCAUCCUCUGGUGACUGGACCUGAAUUCCAGCAUAUCAGAGUUGGAGUAGGACAUCGCCUGGAUGCAUUUUCUUCUGGUGUUCUGGUUCUGGCUCUUGGGAAUGGAAACAAGGCCAUGAAUGAUCUCUACGGAACACGAGUCACAAGGGAUUACACUUUGGAGGGGGAAUUUGGGACUGCAACAGAUGAUUUCUCACACACAGGCAGAGUUGUGGAAAGAUCCACUUUUGGUCACAUCAAACAGGAUAAGCUGGACAAAGUAUUGGCGAUGCUGCAGGGAGCCAAUCAAAAGGCCUUGUUAAUGUAUUCCAAUGUAGACAUGCACUCUCAGGAAGCCUAUGAGAUGGCUGUGCAAGGUUUGCUAGGUCCAGAGGGGAAAUCGCAGCCUAUUUUGACAGGCUUGCGUUGCCUUCACUUCCAGCCCCCCAACUUUACUUUAGAGGUGCGGUGUCUAAAUGAAACUCAGAAAUAUUUGCGCAAAGUUGUGCAUGAGAUAGGACUUGAGCUGCGCAGCACAGCAGUGUGUAAAGGAGUUAGACGGACCAGAGACGGCCCCUUCACACUACAGGAUGCCCUGACCCAUCACCACUGGACUGCUUCUAAUGUUAUACAGGCCAUCAGACAAUACCACUCUAAAAAGAAUCUAAAAUAUUCCCACACACAGAUGAAGGACACAGCAUUACAACCAACUGAAGAGAGUACAACAUAAAAAAAACCUGCAACAAAGCAGUGGUAGGUAGAAUUACAUGACUUGUUGCUGUGAGCAGCAGUUAACACAAGUCACAGAACUGCUCUACAGGGACUCUGUGAGCUUGAACUUUAGUUGGAAAAGAGGUGUGAAAGACCACAGAUCCUGGUUCCUAAAAGAGAAAGUAUCUUAUUGGACACAACUCAAUAUAUUAUGCUUUUGUUUGAUAUGCAAACUUCUAGAGAGGCAAUUGCAGUAUAUUUUCACUUUUGUUAAAUGAGUAAUAACUCAUUCUUCAAAUCCUAAUAUGAGAGUUUGUUAUCAUGAAAUAAUAUACAAAAUAAUUUGACAUUUUGUUUCAGAUUCUGUUUGGUUGUGCCACCAUUUAAUAUUUUGAGUUUAUGUCCAUGUUUAUAGACAAUAUAUUAAACUGUGCGUUCGUGUGGUUGGUGCCAUGAAUAGAGGUUUUGUUAGUUAAAUCAACACUCUUAAAGGUCUGUAGAUGACAUGAUGCAUCUACAAUAUCAGAACAAAUGCUCCCCCAAGUG